Molecule: messenger RNA, 2293 nt
Organism: Saccoglossus kowalevskii
Lineage: Eukaryota; Metazoa; Hemichordata; Enteropneusta; Harrimaniidae
Gene: tbr1
Product: T-brain homeobox protein
Biological process (GO): regulation of transcription by RNA polymerase II; cell fate specification; positive regulation of DNA-templated transcription
Cellular component (GO): nucleus; chromatin
Molecular function (GO): DNA-binding transcription factor activity, RNA polymerase II-specific; RNA polymerase II cis-regulatory region sequence-specific DNA binding
Source: RefSeq, marked provisional
AAUCGAUUGAAUUGCACGUCUCCCUCCCUCCCUUCUUUCACCGUAGACCUGGGUGAUCUUGUGAAAGUCUCGUAAACGCAGUGGCUUAACCGUACAGAAUGAUGGCACAUUAUGAAGUGUCGCAACAUCACCAAUUUGCAGCAUCUAUGGGCAAUCAGCCACAUGCAUCCAACAGACAAAACAGAAUGAAUGUACUUCACGUCAGCGGAGAAGAACCCACAGAUGCCGGGUUUUCCAUAAACAACUUGUUGCCCGCGUAUAGAAACGACGCUAGCAACGAUAACAGUAACCGGACAGACUCCAGUACAGCUACAACUACGAUACGUAACGACGAUGAUGAAGAAACUGAAAUCAGCAUCACUUCGAGACAUUCCCAGUCUUCGAGAUCGCCGCCAGUAGCAUCUACUCUAAUGGCGCCAAAUGCAGGUAAUUACAUAUUAGGAAAAGGAGGACCAGCGAACAUUGGCUUAGCUAACCUACCAUCGUCUUCACCUACAAGUUACUCAAACCAGCUAGCUAAUUUUGAGCGAAGUUACGGCAGUAGCCAGUGUUAUCAAUCCUCGACUUCAAACUCAAUGGCAAACUCGUACAACAAGGCAUGCGUGUAUCUUUGUAACAGAGAUCUCUGGUUGAAAUUCCACCAACACAACACGGAAAUGAUUAUAACGAAGCAAGGACGGCGCAUGUUUCCAACUUUGAGUUUUCGUUUCACUGGACUGGACCAAACAGCUCAUUACAAUGUGUUUGUAGACAUGGUUCUAUCCGAUCCAAACCACUGGAAAUUUCAGAGUGGUAAAUGGGUGCCUUGUGGUCAAGCCGAACACGUACAUCCUGGUUCCAAUAUUUACAUCCACCCUGACUCUCCUAAUACUGGUUCCCACUGGAUGAAACAAGAAGUGGUAUUUGGUAAAUUGAAACUAACCAACAACAAAGGAAAAGAACAUGGUCAUAUUGUGUUGAACUCAAUGCACAAAUACCAACCCAGAAUCCACGUGAUCGAAGUGAGCCCUAACAGACCUCCAGACCAGAGAACUUUACAAACACACAGCUUUCCUGAAACUCAGUUCUUCGCCGUCACUGCCUACCAGAACACAGACAUAACACAAUUGAAGAUCGACCAUAACCCAUUUGCUAAAGGAUUCCGGGACAACUAUGAUUGUUUCAACAGGAGCAUGGAGCGCUUUACGCCCUCGCCGACAGCUUUAGGGUCACGAAGCAAUCCCACUGGUCCGUACCCAGUCGGCCCGGCUCUCCCGAUAGGGUCUUCAUUCAACUCGAUACACAACGACCAAGCAACUGCUAAAGAACAAAUCCAGCAACAAUUCGACAACGAUGAUUCCAAAGACAAGAUAACUGGAGAAUUGGAUCCAAUUAAGUUUGAGAACUUUCCUCCAAACACCAUUACUCCUCAUAAUUACGACAUGAGUCAAAUACAGCAACAAAUGAGACUGGGGUAUGCAGCAGGAGCGCCACCUCGUGGUAGGAUCGGUGGAAACCAACUUCUAUUGGCCACAACUCAACCUUAUGCAUGCACCGCUUCAACUGUUCCAACGUACACAACCUCCUCAGCCAAUCACUAUUCAGCUGGUUCAUCGCCAAACACUACUGAACACGACGCAUGGGUCAACACGCCCCCCUCUAACGUGUCCAGCGAUUCGGAAGUUUUUGAGCCACAGAAUAAACGACAAAAAAUUUCACCAAUUAAUUCUGCAAAUUCGUCGCCAAUAUUAGAGAAUUCACCACGAGAUGAAAAAGAAACAAGCGAACCUAUGAAAGAGAAGAAACCUAAUUUAGACCAGUAUCCCAGUGCGCGUACACAUGGCAACUUUUACAGCUACCCACAUACCUAUUACGGUGCGGAUGGUUAUCCUCAUUUUGCCGAAUAUCCCAGCAUUCCCGGUGCAGAAGUGCAUUAUGGGAAUUAUCCUCAAAUAUCAAAUUAUAACGGUGGAUACUGAAGCAAUAGUGUCACAGAAAAGUUGUCCAUUUAUUUAUUAUUUAAUGCCAAGUUGUAUUUACAUAAGGGCGGGUCUAGGGCUUUAUUUAGAAAUGACAGUAUCGAAUGCGGGUAAGACGUAUAUUUAAUACAAAAAGUGCAAAUUUAAUGUCGUGAUUAAAAGAAAUAUUAUUCUUAAUAGUAAGUAGAAACCUUUUAAGUGCUGGCUAUACCAAUCAUAGUGUGUUGUUGUUUUUUGUGACACGAAUAUAUAAAUGUGUGUUUUGGAUUGCAAAUGUUUUAUAAUGUAUAAAAUUGUAUUGUGUUUUCAAUUAAAUAAACAUAUUUUUGUUUUAA